This is a messenger RNA of Aspergillus viridinutans, 741 nucleotides long. RefSeq lists its product as uncharacterized. The record is from RefSeq and is a predicted model, not a curated record. Gene Ontology annotation, cellular component: cytoplasm. Gene Ontology annotation, molecular function: zinc ion binding; (R,R)-butanediol dehydrogenase activity. The transcript is spliced from 4 exons. Gene Ontology annotation, biological process: butanediol biosynthetic process. NCBI's taxonomy places the organism in Eukaryota, Fungi, Ascomycota, Eurotiomycetes, Eurotiales, Aspergillaceae. The coding region runs from base 1 to 741 and encodes 246 amino acids.
AUGAAGUCGGUUCGCUUCCACGGACCAGGCGAUAUCCGAAUCGAGGAAAUUGACGAGCCAACUUGUGGCAAGGGCCAGGUCAAGUUGCGGCUAGCGUUCGUGGGGAUAUGUGGCAGUGAUCUUCAUGAGUAUAGUGCUGGCCCCGUUCUCAUCCUAAAGGAGCUACACAAGAUUACAGGGACUUCUUAUCUUGUGACAUUGGGUCAUGAGUUUGCCGGCAUCAUUGAAGAAGUCGGCGAAAGAGUAACGCAUCUAUCGCCUGGACAGCGAGCAGUGGUUCGUCCAACGAUAUUUGACCGACAAUGCUGCUCCUGUAAACUCGGCUAUGAGUACUGCUGUGAGAAUAUUGGGUUUAUCGGAUUAUCAGGCUAUGGAGGCGGAAUGGCGAAGCACACCGUGGCGCCCGCUGAGCACUUUUAUCCGCUGCCUGAUAGUGUGUCUCUGGAGGCGGCAGCACUGAUCGAGCCGCUGGCUGUGGCAUGGCAUGCCGUCAACCUAUCCCGGUUCAAGGGAGGGGAUAACGUCAUGGUUGUCGGAGGUGGUCCGAUUGGGAUUGGCAUUGUACAAAUCCUGAAGCUUCAGGGAGCCAAGAAGAUCAUGGUUGCCGAACUACUCGAGAACCGCAAGAAGUUCGCCCUCAAGUACGGAGCCACAGACAUUAUCGACCCUCGCACAUGCGAUGUACCGGGGAAAGUGCGGGAGUUGACAAAUGGUGUGGGCGUGGAUGUCAUCUUGCCUUGA